AUGUAUAACAUCAUACAUAAGUUGCAACUGUCAUUGAUUCUAUCAAAUCUUUCAAAAAUCACACUUCAGCUUCAGUUUCAGCCUUUCAGUUGCAGUUCGUCGGAAAUCAUGGCAGCAAAUAUCCCUUUGAUCCCUGUCAAAGAAAACCACCAACUUGUUGUUGCUCCAAUUGCGCGCAACACAUUUUAUCAAUUACCAGUUAAAAAUCCCUGUGGAGAUCUUCUUGCAGAUAACAGAAGAAAAGAUUACCUUGAGAUAUGCAUUCCUCUUUACGAAGCUUCAAUGACUGGAAAUUGGCCACAUGCAAAAACCAUCCUUGAGGAACACCCAGAAGUGAUACGUUCUAGUAUCACCGAAAAUUACGAAACUGCACUUCACAUUGCAUCAUCAGCAAAAAACACACAUUUUGUGGAAAAUCUGGUGAAGAUGAUGACAAAAGAAGAUUUGGAACUUCAAAACAAGAAUUUAAACACAGCCUUAUCUUUAGCAGCUGCAGCUGGUACAGUUGAUAUCGCUAAGCUUAUGGUUGAAAAAAACAAGGGUUUGCUAACAAUCCCCGGUAGUCAAGGAAUGAUGCCAUUAUAUAUGGCAGCUUUAUUUGGAAAUAGUGAAAUGGUGAAGUAUCUCUACAGUAAAUCCCAGAAAUUGCAUGACGAUGGUUGGACACAGCAGAAUCGAGGUUGGCUUCUUGUGAAAUGUGUCGAGUCUGAUCUCUUUGAUGUAGCAUUGGAUAUAUUGAAAGACUACCCUGAACUAGGUGACGAUGGACAAGUACUUCAAGUUUUAGCGAGAAAGCCAGAUGCAUUUACAAGAAAAGAUCCCAAUUUUAUCCGAAGAUUCUACCAUAAAAUUUGUGAAGUACUUGGUAGGACGAUAGGAUGCGCUGAAAAGAAAAGCCAUGCGGUGGAAAUAGUGCGAUUUAUUUGGCAACGAAUUGUGCAAAAGUCAAAGUCUCAAAUUGAUGACAUAAUAAGAGGCCCACGAACACGUAUUGGUAACAGAGAUGUAUACAAUUCACGAAUGCUUUUUGUUGCUGCGGAAACUGGCAACACUGCAUUUAUAAUUGAGCUAAUUCGUCUCUAUCCGGAUUUAAUAUGGAAAGUGAAUAAUGAUAACCAAAGUAUAUUUCAUGUAGCUGUUAUACAUCGUCAUGAAAGUAUUUACAAUUUGUUAUAUGAGCUUGGGUCGAUGAAAGACUUGAUAACUCCUCUCAAAGACCAAAUUGAGAAUAAUAUGCUCCAUUUAGUUGGGAAAGUUGCAAAGAAAAAACGACUUGAUAUUGUUUCAGGAGUAGCACUACAAAUGCAACGAGAAUUGCUCUGGUUCAAGGAAGUGGAACAGAUGAUCCCUCCUACAUACAGGGAAAGGAAGAACAAAGAAGGUUUAACACCAUAUGAGCUAUUCACGAAGGAACACAAAGAUCUAGUCAACCAAGGUGAAAAAUGGAUGAAAGGAACGGCUAAUCAGUGUAUGGUGGUGGCGGCGCUUAUUGCCACCAUAGUAUUUGCAGCUGCUUUUACGGUUCCAGGGGGAUAUGAUCAGACAUAUGGGCCACCACUUUAUCUUAAAAAAGGCGCCUUCAUAGCUUUCGCGAUAUCAGAUGCCAUAUCAUUGUUUGCGUCUUCAGCUUCGAUAAUCAUGUUCUUAUCUGUCCUCACAUCUCGUUAUGCUGAGCAUGAUUUCUUGGAAUCGAUACCAAAAAAGUUGAUGACUGGUUUAGCGACACUUUUCCUUUCUAUAACGACGAUGAUGAUUGCUUUUAGUGUCAGUUUUUUUAUACUUUACCAUAACAAGUUGAGAUGGGUGCCAUUUCUUAUCAGCCUCUUUGCCACCAUGCCAGUCAUUUUAUUUGCGAUGCUGCAGUACCCUCUUUUGGCAGAUGUGUUCCGGUCAACGUAUGCUUCUAGAUAUCUUUUUAAGCCCAAGAAACGCUCACUCUAUGUUCGACACCCCAAGUUCUAAUUGCGUGCAGCUUGACACCGAAGUGUCUUUCAAAUGUUUUGUACAUAUGUAUAAUUGUUGAUACU
This is a messenger RNA of Lactuca virosa, 2027 nucleotides long. The record is from the annotation of a GenBank genome assembly. Lineage: Eukaryota; Viridiplantae; Streptophyta; Magnoliopsida; Asterales; Asteraceae.